AUGUGGUCUAACUUCUUCGUCCAGCAGGAUGAGGACGGACGCAUUGGGGUGGCUGGGGCUGGACAAGCUGGUGGUUUGGGAGGAAUUAAGGGUGCAAGAGGACAGAGGAGAACCCAGAGGAUGAGUGACAGCCAGGAGGGGAAGAUAAAGCUGGCCUUUUUUGUGUCCAUCAUCGGCGUGACCCUGACAGUGUUGGGCAUGGGGACAGAGUUUUGGGUUGAGCUGGCCCAACCGAAGAAUUUCAGUGGCAACCAGACCUGCCAGAUGGCCCAUUAUGGCCUGUGGAAGGGCUGCAUCCGCACCCUGUGGGUGGCUGACAUAGACCCGGAGAGGACAAGCUGCGGCCCAGCUGAACUACCUGGAGACUCCAACUGCACCUACUUCAAAUUCUUCACCUCUGGGGAGAAUGCAGUCAUAUUCAAGAAGACAACAAACAAAAAUCUGAAUUUAGCUUCAGCUAUUUUGGCCCUGUUGAGCCUGACUAUGAUGGUAAUGGGCUCCAUCUGUAUCGCCAUGUCACUCAGCAAAGGAGUGCCGUUCUUUCUCAAACCGGCUUCCUUCUGCUUCAUCCUGUCAGGAGUGCUGGUCCUCUUCUCUGUCCUGGUAUUCCAUCAGUCAGUGCUGGCCCUGCUGUCCAGUGAUCACUCUGUCCCUUUACACCACGAGCUGUCCUGGUCUGUAGCCUGUGUGGGCUCAGCAGGAGGAAUACUUAUCCUUGGAGGUUUCCUCUUCAUUCUCCUCUCCCUACCCUUCAGCCCCUGGCAGAAAUGCUUGCCACACAAGAAUAGCGCCACCUAGCACACAAUGAUAAAGUAUUCAUACAGUAUUGCUGAUGUCUUGUGUAAAAGUAAAAAGUAAAGUCUGUAUUCUGAGGGCUGUGACUCGCUUGCUCUUGGCAUUUACUUUGUCAGAUACAAUGUCUUAAUCUAAAGUUUGAGCAGAGGCCAACAAACACU
Molecule: messenger RNA, 956 nt
Organism: Notolabrus celidotus (New Zealand spotty)
Lineage: Eukaryota; Metazoa; Chordata; Actinopteri; Labriformes; Labridae
Gene: cacng6b
Product: calcium channel, voltage-dependent, gamma subunit 6b
Exons: 4
Coding region: 1-798 (265 amino acids)
Biological process (GO): regulation of calcium ion transmembrane transport via high voltage-gated calcium channel; calcium ion transmembrane transport
Cellular component (GO): membrane; L-type voltage-gated calcium channel complex
Molecular function (GO): voltage-gated calcium channel activity; calcium channel regulator activity
Source: RefSeq, a predicted model, not a curated record